CGUCGUAUUCUCGGAAUGGAAUUGAAGAAGAUGUUGAUUUGCAGACGCGUUUUCUCUACUUCUCCGUCAACUACAACUCUUCUUCCCCAUUUUUUUCUCCUUCUAUACCCCCCCCCCCCCCAUUUAUCAGUACAAUCUUUAUUCCCAAACAUCCAGUUGCUGCAAAAUGAGUUUCAGGUGUUUGUUCAUCACCACACUUUUCAUCGUCUUGCCUCUGCAAUCAUACUCUUUCAGACACCUAUACCAACAAACCCACGUUUCUCCUUCACCUAGCCCUUCUUAUGGUGGAUCAAAUUUCGAGAAAACCUGCAGUAGAGCAUCUAGAAGUUGCCAGUUGAAGAAUAUAACUGCCUGUUUGACUUAUUCUCAAAGUGAAACGCGGCUCUAUGUAUAUAACAACGGUGAAAGCCUGCAGCGUGUGAAAGUUAUGAUACUUCCUGCUAACAAUACUUUCAUGGAUAUAAACAUAACAAGCCACCAAAUGAAGACGGUCAAUAUUUCCUCGGACGUUGACUUAAGUUCCACGAUAGCGUUGACCACUAGCGACGGUGAUUGUCUAAUAAGCACAGCUGCAGCUCCACCACCUGAAAACCGCUACCAGAAACACACUUCAUACGCGACUUACAUAACCCGAACUAAUGGUGCAUACCUAGUAAUCCUACUACUUAUCAUAGGCGGACUUUUGACUUUUUUCAAACUAAGGACCCGAAGCAGACACCUUGACGGGGUCCCAUACCGCGAACUUGAAAUGAGAAACACAACAUCGGUGAACAUGGACGAAAAAGAAACCGAGAAUUGGGAUCAAGACUGGGAUGAUCAAUGGGAUGAUGAAAAAGAAAAACCUGUGAAAUCUGGUGGUGAUGAUCAUGUUUUGGUCAAACAAGUCAAACAAGUCAAACAAGAAAAUGAUGUUAUUACAAAGUUGCCUAAUUCUAAUGGAAGGAAAAAGGAAUGGGAUGAUUAAUAGUUUGAAUGAAAGUGUCCAAAAUGAAGGUAAAGAUGUUCACAUUUUUUACAAUAUAUUAAGAAAGAUUAUUAAAACAAAUUUCAGAUUUUUAAAAUUUUUAUAAAUUUUGAGAGGCAAUUUUGAUUCCUAUUUUGUAAAAAUUAUGGAUUAUUGACUAUUCUACUAGAUUUAUGUUAUAAGCAAUGCUUGUAAGAAUAAA
This is a messenger RNA of Helianthus annuus (common sunflower), 1166 nucleotides long. RefSeq lists its product as uncharacterized. Bases 167 to 964 code for a protein of 265 amino acids. The record is from RefSeq and is a predicted model, not a curated record. The transcript is spliced from 4 exons. NCBI's taxonomy places the organism in Eukaryota, Viridiplantae, Streptophyta, Magnoliopsida, Asterales, Asteraceae.